Symbiodinium natans is the source of this 900-nucleotide messenger RNA. Lineage: Eukaryota; Dinophyceae; Suessiales; Symbiodiniaceae. The record is from the annotation of a GenBank genome assembly.
AUGCCUGUUCAUCCUGUGGUUCUCCACAUCUAUGAUCUCCACCGGUCUUUUAGGGGCGCCAACGUGUUCCUGAAAGCUCUGGGCACAGGCUUCUUUCACGUCGGAUUGGAAGUACAUGGCAAAGAGUGGAGCUUCAGAAGUUCUGCCAGUGGGGAAGAGGCAGAGGUGUCAGGCAUCUUUGACUGCGCCCCUCAAGGUUGCGAUUCUCCGUCUGGCCACGCAUACAAGGAGUCCCUUGUGCUGGGGGAGACUUGUUUCUCUCAUGAUGAUGUGGACAUGCUAGUGAACUACCUGGCAUCGGAUUGGAAAAUGAGCGGGUAUGACUUGAUUCGUCGGAACUGUUGUCACUUCUGUGAUGUGCUGUCCAUGGCGCUUGGUGCGGGCCAUGUCCCGCCGUGGCUCUGUAGUGCUGCGGCUGCGUUACGGGGGCCCCGCUGCAUCUGCGGAGAAGAGGACCCGGUGCAUUUGAAGGACCUUCACCAUGCCUGCACGGCGGCCGAGACAAUCAAAAGCCUCCAGGCGAGGGAACCGAAGCUGGCAUCGAUCAAAAGAGCCAAGAAGGUGCGGCAAGCUGCAGGCCGGCGCCACAGCCGCAACGUGAAGGAUCCUUCCACACUCUCCAUCGGCGGAGGGCUUCCUGAUGCAUUGUCCAAAGACCAAGGCGGAAGCAGCUGCGAGGUGAUGAUGGGUACAUGCGCCCAGCAGAGCAAUGUGGAUCAUCUGAAGCAGGAGGGCCCGGUGUUGCUGAGCAAUCGUCGCUCCAAUCCUGCGCUGCCCUUUACGUGGCCUCCGAAAGAUUCCGGCAAAAGCCGGACUGCAGAUGAUGUUGGACAUGCAGACAAGGACCAAAUGAAAGUGGUGCUGCAAUUGAAGCAUGCAGAGUUCUGCGCGUCUUUGUGA